Nyctereutes procyonoides (raccoon dog) is the source of this 434-nucleotide messenger RNA. RefSeq names its product chromosome unknown C4orf48 homolog (gene NICOL1). Bases 99 to 386 code for a protein of 95 amino acids. The record is from RefSeq and is a predicted model, not a curated record. NCBI's taxonomy places the organism in Eukaryota, Metazoa, Chordata, Mammalia, Carnivora, Canidae. The transcript is spliced from 4 exons.
UGCGCGGUGCGCGCCCGACGCAGCACGUCCUCCGGAGUCGCCGGCGCUGCUGUCGCGGGGUCCCUGAACCGCGGGCGCCCCGGCUCCUGCGCUCGGCCAUGGCCCCCCCGCCUCCCUGCAGGCUCCCGAGGUCGCUGCCGCCGUGGCUGCUGCUGCUGCUGCUGAGCGUGGCCUUGCUGGGUGUCCAGGCCCGUGCCGAGCCCGCCGCCGGGAGCGCCGUCCCCGCGCAGAGCCGCCCGUGCGUGGACUGCCACGCGUUCGAGUUCAUGCAGCGCGCCCUGCAGGACCUACGGAAGACAGCCUACAGCCUGGACUCCAGGACGGAGACCCUCCUGCUGCAGGCCGAGCGCCGGGCCCUGUGUGCCUGCUGGCCUUCCGGGCGCUGAGGACCCUCAGACACCACUGUUCUUCAUCAAUAAACACCUGGCCCAGCA